Messenger RNA from Monopterus albus (swamp eel), 1305 nucleotides. It is a transcript of the gene cnn2, whose product is annotated as calponin 2. Gene Ontology annotation, cellular component: actin cytoskeleton; focal adhesion. Lineage: Eukaryota; Metazoa; Chordata; Actinopteri; Synbranchiformes; Synbranchidae. Gene Ontology annotation, biological process: actin filament organization; actomyosin structure organization. The record is from RefSeq and is a predicted model, not a curated record. Gene Ontology annotation, molecular function: actin filament binding. The coding region runs from base 160 to 1107 and encodes 315 amino acids. The transcript is spliced from 7 exons.
ACCGUGGGAGCGCUGUAAUUGGUGGCCGUAAAAGAGAAAGGAAGUAUUCAGUUCACUCUGAGGUUUCAUUGGGGGAGAAAGUUAAAGAUAAUUUAGCGCAGUUUUUGUUCUCGAGUAGUUUUCUUUUUAUCGCCACAAAAAAAUCACGACUCUUUGACAAUGGCUUUUAACAAAGGUCCUGCCUACGGAUUAUCCGCGGAAGUCAAAAACAAGAUUGCACAGAAGUAUGACCCUCAGAAAGAGGAGGAGCUGAGGAUUUGGAUCGAAGAAAUCACUGGCUCUUCCAUAGGCCCUGACUUUCAGAAAGGCCUGAAGAAUGGAGUCAUUCUGUGCGAACUUAUCAACAAACUACAACCAGGCUCAGUGAAAAAGAUCAACAAGUCGGCACUGAACUGGCACCAGCUGGAGAACCUGACCAACUUCAUCAAAGCCAUCACAGAGUACGGCCUGAAGCCUCAUGACAUCUUUGAAGCCAAUGACCUGUUUGAGAGCGGCAACAUGACCCAGGUUCAGACAACGCUGCUCGCUCUGGCUGGCAUGGCCAAGACCAAGGGCUGCCAGUCGCGGAUGGACAUCGGGGUGAAGUAUGCCGACAAGCAGGAGAGGAUGUUUGAUGAGGAGAAGAUGAAGGCUGGACAUUGCGUCAUCGGCCUGCAGAUGGGGACCAACAAGUGUGCCAGUCAGGCAGGUAUGAAUGCAUAUGGCACCAGGAGGCAUUUAUAUGACCCUAAAGUUCAAAUCCAGCCCCCAAUGGACAACACAACCAUCGGUCUGCAAAUGGGAACCAACAGGGGGGCAAGCCAGGCUGGGAUGACUGCUCCAGGGACAAGACGUGCCAUUUAUGACCAAAAGCUGGGCACAGACAAGUGCGACAACAGUACCAUGUCCCUCCAGAUGGGAUACGCCCAUGGAGCCAACCAAAGUGGCCAAAACUUUGGCCUGGGGCGCCAGAUCUACGACGCUAAGUACUGCCCUAAAGGUGGAGAGGUUGGAAAUGAUCAGAGUGGGGCAGGCGGUGCCCAAGACUUCAUCCCAGAUUACCAAGAUGAGGGUUACCAGGGUUACCAGGAAGAAGAGCACGGGUACCAUGACAGGACAGAUUACUAGGAAGAAGAAUGUUCUGCAAGAAUACAUCAUGGCAGGGGGGUUAUUUUUAUAUCCAGAGUAUGUGGUACUUUUUUUUUUUUUUUAGGCCACAUUCUUUUAGUAUUGUAUAAAAUGUUCUUACCCCUACUUGUGCAAAACCAAUGUUACACAUUACAAUGAACUAUAUUUGUGACUUAAAAAAAAACAAACAUUUAAAGU